This is a messenger RNA of Eurypyga helias (sunbittern), 747 nucleotides long. RefSeq names its product mesenchyme homeobox 1 (gene MEOX1). Gene Ontology annotation, molecular function: DNA-binding transcription factor activity, RNA polymerase II-specific; RNA polymerase II cis-regulatory region sequence-specific DNA binding. Gene Ontology annotation, cellular component: nucleus. The coding region runs from base 1 to 747 and encodes 248 amino acids. Lineage: Eukaryota; Metazoa; Chordata; Aves; Eurypygiformes; Eurypygidae. The record is from RefSeq and is a predicted model, not a curated record. The transcript is spliced from 3 exons. Gene Ontology annotation, biological process: positive regulation of transcription by RNA polymerase II.
AUGGAUCCCAGCAGCAGCAGCUGCAUGCGCAGCCCACAGCCUCCCGCCCCACUGUGGGGGUGCCUGCGGAGCACCCCUGCGGACGUCGCCGCAGCUUCAGGGCUGAGCCACUACCCACCAGCACCACUCUCCUUCCAUCCAAAACCAGAUUUUGGUUCUUACGCUGAUUUCUCAACCUCCUGCCUGGUGACUGCUCCCCACAGCUUCCCGCCCGAGGAGCGGGCGUUUGCCGAGCAGCAGCCCUCUUUCCAACACUCCGACUGGCAGUUUGCAGCAACUGAGGCCAGAGGACAACGACAUCCAGGACUGGCCUUGGCUGCUGGGGAGUCAGAAGGCAGCAGCCCAAACCCAGUGAGUGCGGCAGCAGGGAUGAACGAAGAGGAUGAGGUACCAACCAGUACUGCAAGUGCGACGGAGAAGAAGUCAUCCAAAAGAAACAAGGAAAACUCAGAAAACCAGACCGCGAGCAGCAAGGCAGAAAGCAGCGGCAGAUCUCGGAAGGAAAGGACAGCUUUCACGAAGGAGCAGCUGCGGGAGCUGGAAGCCGAAUUUGCCCACCAUAACUACCUGACAAGGCUGAGGAGAUACGAGAUAGCCGUGAACCUGGAUCUCACCGAGAGACAGGUGAAGGUAUGGUUUCAGAACAGAAGGAUGAAGUGGAAACGUGUUAAAGGUGGGCAACCAGUGUCCCCACACGAACACGAUGCAGAAGAUGUGGACUCUGGUGCCUCCCCCAGCUCUGACUAG